AUGUCUCGUCGCCAAUCGAUUUCUCUACUGAAGAAUCUCGGGUCCAGAAUCCAGACCCGAUCCGUGACGUACAUGCCUAGACCCGGCGACGGAAAGCCACGACCGGUGACGUUGAUUCCCGGAGACGGAAUCGGUCCGUUAGUGACGAAAGCGGUGGAGCAAGUGAUGGAAGCGAUGCACGCGCCGGUUUACUUCGAGCCGUUCGAUGUUCACGGAGACAUGAAGAGUUUACCGGAAGGAUUACUGGAAUCGAUUAAGAAGAACAAAGUUUGUUUGAAAGGUGGACUCAAGACUCCCGUUGGUGGUGGUGUGAGCUCUCUCAAUGUUAAUUUGAGGAAAGAGCUUGAUCUCUUUGCUUCUUUGGUCAACUGUUUCAAUUUGCCUGGUUUACCUACUCGUCAUGAGAACGUUGAUAUUGUUGUGAUUAGAGAGAACACUGAAGGUGAAUAUGCAGGUCUUGAACAUGAAGUUGUUCCUGGGGUUGUUGAGAGCCUUAAGGUGAUAACAAAGUUCUGUUCGGAGCGUAUUGCAAAGUAUGCGUUUGAGUAUGCUUACUUGAACAACAGGAAGAAAGUUACGGCAGUGCACAAGGCCAACAUUAUGAAACUUGCUGAUGGAUUGUUCUUGGAAUCUUGUCAAGAGGUUGCUAAAAAGUAUCCAAGCAUCGCCUACAACGAAAUGAUUGUUGAUAACUGUUGUAUGCAACUCGUAGCAAGACCAGAGCAAUUCGACGUCAUGGUAACUCCAAAUCUCUAUGGUAAUCUAAUUGCAAACACUGCUGCUGGUAUUGCUGGAGGCACUGGAGUCAUGCCUGGAGGAAAUGUUGGGGCGGAGCAUGCAGUCUUUGAGCAAGGUGCAUCAGCGGGAAACGUGGGAAAGGCCACGGCGGAAGAGCAAAAGAAUGCAAACCCUGUGGCGUUGCUGCUCUCAUCAGCCAUGAUGCUUAGACAUCUUCAGUUCCCUUCUUUUGCGGAUAGGCUUGAAACCGCUGUGAAGCGUGUCAUCUCUGAAGGAAAGUGUCGGACUGAAGACCUUGGCGGAAAAAGUACUACUCAAGAGGUUGUUGACGCGGUCAUUGCAAAUUUGGAUUGA
Molecule: messenger RNA, 1092 nt
Organism: Arabis nemorensis
Lineage: Eukaryota; Viridiplantae; Streptophyta; Magnoliopsida; Brassicales; Brassicaceae
Source: the annotation of a GenBank genome assembly